Molecule: messenger RNA, 10580 nt
Organism: Peromyscus californicus insignis
Lineage: Eukaryota; Metazoa; Chordata; Mammalia; Rodentia; Cricetidae
Gene: Akap6
Product: A-kinase anchoring protein 6
Cellular component (GO): sarcoplasmic reticulum; perinuclear region of cytoplasm
Molecular function (GO): protein kinase A binding; transmembrane transporter binding
Source: RefSeq, a predicted model, not a curated record
CCACUGGAAAUGCAGCAAGGAUUCCUAGCACAUCCCAGUUGCCAUAGCAACAGCAGUCUUUCCCAUAAUGAGCUGCAUCAUCUGAACUGAUGUCACAGCAUCAUGCAGCAGGUCAAACAAGGCAUCUCCUAGUAUUGCAUCCUACAGAUGUGCUGUAAACAUCAAAAGAAGACGCCCGGAGCAGGAGAUGCUGUUUUGGAAAGAAGUAAGGCUUAGAUUUCUCCAUGUUAACCAUGAGCGUGACACUGUCCCCACUGAGGUCACAGGACCCGGAUCCCAUGGCGACUGAUGCCUCCCCCAUGGCCAUCAACAUGACGCCUACAGCAGAGCAGGAAGAAGGAGAGGCAGAAGAGGCCAUGAAGGACAUCGAGGCUGAGCAGCAGUACGGAAAGCCACCCCCACUCCACACGGCAGCUGACUGGAAGAUUGUCCUACACUUGCCUGAGAUUGAGACCUGGCUCCGGAUGACCUCAGAGAGAGUCCGGGACCUGACCUACUCAGUCCAGCAGGAUGCAGACAGCAAGCAUGUGGAUGUGCAUCUGGUCCAGCUAAAGGACAUUUGUGAAGAUAUUUCUGACCAUGUGGAGCAGAUCCAUGCCCUCCUUGAGACGGAGUUCUCCCUCAAGCUGCUGUCUUACUCAGUCAAUGUCAUCGUAGACAUCCACGCAGUGCAGCUGCUCUGGCACCAACUCCGAGUGUCCGUGCUGGUCCUGCGCGAGCGCAUCCUGCAAGGUCUGCAGGAUGCCAAUGGUAACUACACCAGACAGACUGACAUUCUGCAGGCGUUCUCCGAAGAGACAGAGGAGGGCCGGCUUGAUUCUCUCACAGAAGUGGACGACUCUGGGCAGUUAACGAUCAAAUGCUCUCAAAAUUACUUAUCUCUGGAUUGUGGCAUUACUGCGUUUGAACUGUCCGACUACAGUCCAAGUGAGGAUCUGCUUGGUGGCCUGGGUGAUAUAACCACUAGCCAGACCAAAGCCAAACCUUUUGACUCCUGGAGCUAUAGUGAGAUGGAAAAGGAGUUCCCGGAGCUCAUCCGAAGUGUUGGGUUGCUCACAGUGGCCACUGACCCUGUCCCUUCUGACUGUGAGGCGGCCAACGAGGAGUCACCUCAAGUGUCUCUUUCAGAAGAGAGCAAAGGUGGGCAGGAGGAACACAGUGCUUUGGCAGCUGGGGAGCAACCGGAAACAACAUCUGGGAUGCCUUCCUUAGGGGACGCCCUGACAAACGCUGCUGAACACCCUUCAGAGACGGCAAAGCAAGACCCUAGCUCCUCCCCACAGCUCGGCGCAAAGAAAAACCAGCCUGCUCCUUGUGAAACUACAACACCCAAGAGAUCCAUCCGCGAUUGCUUUAAUUAUAACGAGGACUCUCCCACACAGCCCACAUUGCCCAAAAGAGGGCUUUUUCUGAAAGAAACUCGUGCGAGUGAGCGGAAGGGCAGUGACGGCAGGAGGCAGAUGGUGGAUCUGAAGCCAGAGCUGAGCAGAAGCACUCCUUCCCUGGUGGACCCCCUGGACAGAUCCAAGCUCUGUUUAGUGUUACAGUCUUCCUACCCCAGCAGCUCCUCUGCGGCCAGCCAGUCCUAUGAAUGUUUGCACAAGGUGGGGAUUGGCAAUAUUGAAAGCCUAGUCAGAAGUCACAUCAAAGAGAUGUCUUCCAGCUUGGGAAGGCUUACUGACUGCCACAUAGAGAAAUGUCGGCUGAAAAAGCCCCACAAGACCUCGGCGGAGGGGCCCCAGUGCCGAACACCUAAACGAGGAACUGGUUCGGGAAAGCAAGCCGAAAUCACCAGGGGCUCAGCAGUGCCGAGCACGGUGCCUUCUGGGGCUCCUAAAGACGCAGUGAGACCAGAAACGGAUUCGGCGUCCGCAUCCUCAGAUGAGCGGCGCCAUCAGAGAAACUGGAGCGGGCACUCGCCAGGGCCGUCGAAGGCUUCCAGCUCACACCCUUGCAGUCACAGCAGCGAGUCCUCUGUUGGCUCAGACAACAUCACAUCUCUGUCUCCAGUUCCUCUUCUUUCACAGAGUGAAAGCCGAAAAGAUGGCUCCCCUGCUCCGAGUGACAUCACCCAGAACGGUCAGGGGGUGGAGGCCUGGUACGGCUCUGAUGAAUACCUGGCGUUGCCAUCUCACCUGAAACAGACAGAGGUGUUGGCUCUGAAGCUGGAAAAUCUCACCAAGCUUCUGCCUCCGAAACCCAGAGGGGAGGCCAUCCAGAACAUCGACGACUGGGAACUGUCGGAAAUGAAUUCCGAUUCCGAAAUCUAUCCAACAUACCACAGCCAGAAAACACACACAAGGCUAGGCCGGGUGUCCCCGAGCUCAUCAAGUGACAUAGCUUCUUCUCUCGGGGAGAGCAUUGAAUCUGGGCCCCUGAGUGACAUUCUUUCCGACGAGGACUUAUGUGUGCCCCUCUCCGGCGUGAGAAAAUACGCGGAUGAGAAAUCAGAGAGGCCCUCGUCCUCAGAGAAGCAUGAGAGGCAUUCUGCUACAAAGUCAGCUUUAAUCCAGAAACUAAUGCAAGAUAUUCAACACCAAGACAACUAUGAAGCCAUAUGGGAAAGGAUAGAGGGGUUUGUGAACAAGCUGGAUGAAUUCAUUCAGUGGCUGAACGAAGCCAUGGAGACCACCGAGAACUGGACUCCUCCCAAGGCGGACACGGACAGCCUUCGGCUCUACCUGGAGACCCACUUGAGUUUUAAGUUGAACGUGGACAGUCACUGUGCUCUCAAGGAAGCUGUGGAGGAAGAAGGACAUCAACUCCUGGAGCUCAUUGUGUCUCACAAAGCAGGACUGAAGGACAUGCUGAAGAUGAUUGCCAGUCAAUGGAAGGAGCUGCAGAGGCAAAUCAAACGGCAACACAGCUGGAUUCUCAGAGCUCUGGACACCAUCAAAGCAGAGAUACUGGCUACUGAUGUGUCUGUGGAGGACGAGGAGGGGACGGGAAGCCCCAAGGCCGAGGUUCAGCUCUGCUACCUGGAAGCACAAAGGGACGCUGUGGAGCAGAUGUCUCUCAAGCUGUACAGCGAGCAGUAUACCAGCGGUAGCAAGAGGAAAGAGGAGUUCGCUGACAUGUCCAAAGUGCAGUCCGUGGGAAGCAACGGGCUUCUGGACUUUGAUUCAGAAUAUCAGGAGCUCUGGGAUUGGCUGAUUGACAUGGAGUCCCUCGUGAUGGACAGCCACGACCUGAUGAUGUCAGAGGAACAGCAGCAGCAUCUCUACAAGCGGUACAGUGUGGAAAUGUCCAUCAGGCACCUGAAAAAGACAGAGCUGCUUAGCAAGGUUGAAGCGCUGAGGAAAGGUGGCGUCUCUCUACCAAAUGAUCUCCUGGAAAAAGUGGAUUCAAUUAAUGAAAAAUGGGAACUGCUUGGGAAAACCCUAAGAGAGAAGAUCCAGGACACGAUGGCAGGCCACAGCUCAGGCCCCCGGGACCUGCUGUCUCCUGAAAGUGGAAGCCUGGUCAGGCAGCUGGAGGUCAGGAUCAAGGAACUGAAGAGGUGGCUCAGGGACACGGAGCUUCUCAUCUUCAAUUCCUGUCUGAGACAAGAGAAGGAAGGAGCCCAUGCCGAGAAACAUCUCCAGUACUUUAAGUCCCUCUGUCAUGAGAUCAAGCAGCGUCGCAGAGGGGUGGCCUCCAUUCUGCGGUUGUGCCAACAUCUUCUGGAUGACCGGGACACCUGCAAUCUCAAUGCGGACCACCAGCCCAUGCAGCUGAUCAUUGUAAACCUUGAAAGAAGGUGGGAAGCCAUUGUCAUGCAAGCCGUCCAGUGGCAAACACGGCUCCAGAAGAAGAUGGGCCAAGAAUCCGAGACUUUGAAUGUGAUCGAUCCUGGCUUGAUGGACCUGAAUGGAAUGAGUGAAGACGCCCUAGAAUGGGAUGAAACAGAUAUAAGUAAUAAGCUAAUUAGUCUGCACGAAGAAUCAAAUGACCUUGAUCAAGACCCAGAGCCUAUCAUACCCUCCCUGAAGCUUGAAGAGACACACCACCAGGACCCUGGCUAUGAGGAUGAGGCAGGUGACGUGGGGGGGUCCCAGUAUACCUCAAACAUCACUGCACCUUCCAGCCCACACAUUUACCAAGUGUACAGUCUUCACAACGUUGCGCUCCACAAGGACAGCCACACUCCGUUUCUGAAAAGCAGCCCAAAGCUUACAGGCACAGCACAGCCUGGCGUUUUAACUAAGAGCCUCAGUAAAGAUUCUUCAUUUUCAUCCACAAAAUCCUUGCCAGAUCUUUUAGGGGGCUCCAGUUUGGGGAGGCCUUGCCCGUGUCACAGUGGAGACGUGAGCCAGAAUUCAGGCAGUGAGAGUGGAAUUGUCAGUGAAGGAGACAACGAAAUGCCUACCAGCUCUGAAAUGUGUUUGUUCGGUAUGGUAGAUGGGUCCCCAAGUAACCCUGAAACUGAACAUCUGGACCCACAAAUGGGAGAUGCAGUCAACGUGUUAAAGCAAAAAUUUAAAGAUGAGGAGGAAUGCAUUAUGCUUCCAAAUAUCUCUCAGUCAUCCAUUUCACCAGUGGGUUGUGUAAAUGGAAAAGCUGGAGAUUUAAACAGUGUUACCAAACACACCACUGAUUGUUUAGGAGAAGAAUUACAAGGAAAACAUGAUGUGUUUACAUUUUAUGAUUACUCAUACCUCCAAGGCUCAAAACUCAAAUUACCAAUGAUAAUGAAACAGUCACAAAGUGAAAAGGCACAUGUGGAGGACCCUCUUCUCUGUGGUUUUUAUUUUGAUAAAAAAUCCUGCAAACCUAAACAUCAGGCUUCGGAGUUACAACCAGAUGCGCCUCCCCAUGAAAGGAUAUUGGCAAGUGCACCCCAUGAAAUGGGUCGUAGCUCUUAUAAAAGCAGUGACAAAGAGAAGACAUUCACAGGCAUUCAGAAUGCCAGACAGCUCUCCCUUUUAUCUCGUAGCUCAUCUACAGAGUCCCUUCCUCCAGGGGGUGAUUUGUUUGGGUUAGGUAUCUUUAAAAAUGGCAGUGACAGUCUCCAGCGAAGCACUUCUUUAGAAAGUUGGUUGACAUCCUAUAAGAGCAAUGAAGAUCUCUUUAGCUGUCACAGCUCUGGGGACAUAAGUGUGAGCAGCGGCUCAGUUGGUGAGCUGAGUAAGAGGACAUUAGACCUCCUGAAUCGUCUAGAGAAUAUCCAGAGCCCCUCGGAGCAAAAGAUAAAGCGAAGUGUUUCUGAUAUCACUCUCCAAAGCAGUUCCCAAAGGAUGUCCUUUACUGGCCAGAUGUCGUUGGAUGUCGCUUCUUCUAUCAAUGAAGAUUCACCAGCAUCUCUUACAGAACUGAGUAGCAGUGAUGAGCUUUCUCUUUGUUCAGAAGAUAUUGUGUUACACAAAAACAAGAUCCCAGAAUCAAAUGCAUCAUUCAGGAAGCGCCUGAACCGCUCGGUGGCCGAUGAAAGUGACGUCAACGUUAGUAUGAUUGUUAACGUCUCGUGCACCUCUGCUUGUACUGAUGAUGAGGACGACAGUGACCUCCUCUCCAGCUCCACUCUCACCUUGACUGAAGAAGAGCUACGCCUCAAAGAUGAGGACGAUGAUUCCAGUAUUGCAACAGAUGAUGAAAUCUAUGAAGAAAGCCAUCUGAUGUCCGGGCUGGACUACAUAAAGAAUGAACUACAGACCUGGAUAAGACCGAAAUUUUCCUUGACAAGAGAAAAGAAACGGUGCAGUGUCACUGAUGAAAUGAAGGGUAAUAAAGACGGAGGCCAAAGUGAGAAGAUCAACCCCUCAGACACCCUGAAUAUCGAGGCCCUUCUAAAUGGCUCCAUAAAAUGUCUCUCUGAAAACAAUGGAAAUGGGAAGAAUUCACCCAGAACUCAUGACUUAGGAACAGAAGGUGAAAACAAGAAAAAUACUUAUGAAGUUAGUAAAGAUCCACGUGUGGCUGACAUGGAAAAUGGCAAUAUUGAAAGUACUCCAGAAAGACAAAAGGAGAAGCCGAAUGGAAUUUCAGAGGCAUCAGGGAACCUCGGUUUAAAUGUAGAAAAGAGUUCCGAAUCCAAGCACAGUGAGUGUAAAGCACUGACAGACAGUUUAGAUGAUUCAAAUGUUGCUGGAAAGGAAUUUGGCCCCCCAGAUGAUAGAUGUCUUCCACAGAUAGGUCCAAACCUCCACCAUUCUGAAAAUCCAAGUAGCCCCCGCACGCCCGUUGAGAACACUUGCCCAGAACUGUUGUUGGAAACCAGGGUUGGAAGCAGACAAGACAGCGGUGGACUAAAAUCUUCAUCUGAUGAUGCACCAGGUGGGGCUAGGAAACCUGCUGGUUGCUGUCUCCUCGAACCGAAUGAGACGGAGGAAAGCGCUUCUCUCAGCAACAGCACUUCCUGUUGCAACUGCCAGCCAGAUGUUUCCCAUCAAAAGGAUGCUGAAGAUGGUUCAGUACAUGACUUUGUUAAGGAAAUCAUUGACAUGGCAUCAACGGCCCUCAAAAGUAAAUCACAACCCGAAAGUGAGGUGGCUGCUCCCACUUCGUUAACUCAAAUCAAGGAGAAAGUCCUAGAACAUUCUCAUCGGCCCAUGCACCUGAGAAAGGGGGACUUUUAUUCCUACUUAUCACUGUCAUCCCAUGACAGUGACUGUGGGGAGGUCACCGAUUACAUAGAUGAGAAGAGCAGCACCCCAUUGCCACCAGACACCGUGGACUUUAGUUUAGAUGACAAGGAAGACAUCGAAUGUUUCUUUGAAGCUUGUGUUGAGGAUGAACUUGUUGACGAGAAAGCCUGUGUCUCUAGUGCCCUUCCAACCGAAUCAGCAGUUCUGGAUGAAGCUGCUACGCCAGUACCAGGGACAGCAAGCUCUCCUGUGCUCAAUGAGGUUGCUUUCUCACACGAUGAGACAGAUAGGGUGGCUCCUUCAGGACCUUCCCCUCAGAAAGGAGCUGACAAUGGAAAGGAAGUAGAUGAUGCGUCCCAAGCAUCCCAGGGCUGUGCAGAAAGCUCAGACCUUACCACUCCUUCAGGACAGACCAGUAAAGAUGGAAGUUCAAGAAACCAAGGCGAAUCAGGAAAGCCGGAAGAAAAUAAUGCUACUUCAACUAAAUCGAAAAGUCCAGCUCUCCCAUUGAAUGCAAAACAGCCAAAAGCCAAGGCAAUGCUCUAUCCCAGCCCGCAAACUUUAACCUGUAAAGAAAAGCUUGUAAGCUUUCAUGAAGAUCGACAUAGAAACAUGCGUAGGUAGAAUGUAAUGCCCCCAAGCAUGGAAAUCAUCUCAUUGAAAGAUCUUUAGUAGCUGACCCCGCACGGCAGCUUCCUGAGAGGACUUCGUUCUGCAGAUGAUGGAGACACUUCUGAAACCUUUUCCUGUCAUCUUUUUGUUUCCUGUAGAUAGCCUGGCUGCAGCUCAGGGCUGGCCUGAUCCACCCUGGGCUGGUCUUGGGUCCCAUCACUGCCGCCUGUCACAUUGACUUUCUGAAGAUGAACCUUCCCUCUGAGCGCGGUCUGUCCACGUGGGCCUUGUGAACUGGAUGUGUGCAUUGCUUCUCUUUAGGUGAUCUCUUAUUUCCACAAAGCUGCUUGCUCUCCCAUGGAUUCCUGUCCCAAGCUACCUCUGCCAGCCCUCUCUCUCCAGCAAGACUUCGUUUGCCUCUCCCCUCCUGCCUCCUCCUUAAGGCUCUGUAGUUCACCAAAUCGAUGGUCCAUUAAACCCACUGGAAUGGUACCCCUCCCUGCCAGUACUUGACCAAUUGUAUGUUUUGCUCUGAAAGUUUUCAUGGUAUUAUACCUAUGUUUCUUGAAAGAGAUCUACCUAAAAAGCCAACCCUUGAUUGGAUUGUAGUAUAGAGGAGACAUAUUGGUCCUUAGUACAAAAUUAAGCGACAUUUAAAAGCGCCAUUUUCAUUAUUUCUUUUUAAUAAUAAUAAUCUAUGCAGCACUUCAAGAAACAACUAUAACAGUGUUGUAUAUUGUAAACUGGUACAUUCUACUAUUUAGUUUGUUUUUGGUUUCUAUGCUUCUUGAGGUGGUAACGCGAAAAAACGUUUUUUAAAACAGUGUGCCUUGCUGUAUUUCUUAUACCAUUAAUUAAAAAGCUGCUUUCAUGGUAAUAGUAUGUUGGUGUGAGAGGAGGAAAUAGCAAGGUUAAGAUGUGUGAAUAAUUUCUGUAUAUAUGUAUAAGCUAGUACAAACACUGAUGUAUGACAGUAUAAAAUGCUUUCAUGUUCGUGAUGUCAGUGAUGUGGAGAAUAUAAGCCUUAAACCCAUUUGAUUGCAUGAUAAUUAAAAUUGGCAUAAUAAAAUAGCUUAUGGGGGGGAAGGAAAAUUAACAAUCUCUUCUACCUGUGUUCUUUACCAAAUUCUUGCAUCUGGUUCUGAAAAAAAAAAAAAAAAACAUGUAUCAGCUUCCAAAAUAUCCAUAUUGCACAAAAGGCUUACGUUGCUUAAACUCCAGACCAGGCCUGUAGCCUUCACAGCUUUCAGAGUCUUUCUGCUCACUUACAGUGAGCAUCCUGAAAUAGCGGGUGUUCAAAGGCCAUUUCCCUACAUCAAAACCACUUUAUACUACAUGCUUUUAUUUAUACUUGUUAAUGAUUUAAAGUUGUGUUUGGAGAUCUCCUACAUGUCCUAAUUUAUUUUAAAUAAUUAUUUGAAUGGGUUUGGUGGAUGGUAAAAAGUAUAGAAAAAUGAGUAUUAUUUUAUUUAAACUGUAGAUUUCAGGUGUAUUUAUUUUGUUAAGAAAAUCAGCAGAGAAAUAUUCCAUUUGGUAUUUUUUUUUUUUUUGGCUUGAAAAAUGCAGCUUUUAGUUUAUAGCAUCCCUCCUACUAAAGUGCCUGACACAGUAGAUAUUCCACAGAAUCUGCUGAAUCAGAGUAGAGAGUGGGGUAACAUGGGAUAUAUGUAUAAAAUCCUUAUUCUGAGAUUCCUGCAUUAAAACAUAUGACUAAAUAAAGAUAUGCAAAGUGAAGCCACACACAGUAUAUAAUUAGAUUUCAAAAAGGAAAGAGAACAUGACAGAAGUUUGUAGCCACAGAAAUGACAAUCAUUCAUUCACCAGAUCACUCAUCAGCAUCUUUUGUCUGCAAGUCACUAUUCUAGAUUCAGGGAAUGCAGCUAUGAACGAACGAUGGGCAGCCUUUGGAGGCUGACCUAUGUUAGAGACAAAAUGGCUGACCACACAGACGACACGCCAUGGCGUCCUACAGGUGAGGGAGAAUGCAAGUGUGGGGAAAGACUCACAAUGAGAGAGACAGCAGCGAGGGAAAGGGGCAAAGAGAAAGGUUAGGAGAGAGUAGAGGGUAGAGGGUAGAAUACCAGCAGGGGUUCACUAGGGUGUGAUAAGGAAAAGGCCGAAUGGAGAGGACUGAAAGGUGUUUACGGAGUUGAGUUGGAGCUUUGAGUACAGUGUACUAGGUGUACUUGUAGUUUAUUGGGGGCUUUAUUUUAUUUUAUUUUAUGAUUGGAACUUUACUAGCACCAUCCCAAGAAUACUUAAAUAUCACUUGUCUGUAAUUUCACCGCCUUAAUAAUUUUGUGUGGGUUUUGCCCCUUAUAACCUUUCCUGCACAUAUUUUUUAAAUGGAUGGUUCGUUCUAGGCUUUUGAAUAUGUAGUGACUUCUUCCAGAGGAGUCUUUGGGAGACAUCUAGUUAUAGUGUUGAUGAGGAUUGUGAGGGGAAGAUGUUAGACAUAAGCGUGUGGUAGAGGGGGAAGUGAGAGAAAAUUAGCUAGACUCAAGGCAGUCAUAGAAUGCACAGGGAGAGUAGCCUGAGAUACAGAGAAAGACAGACCCUAGAGACAUGGAAAUAUUUGGACAUCUUUGGACCUGUUUUAGGAUAUGGCACUAUUUUAUAUAUGGAGACAACCUGAAUUUCUCUUGGUCAGUAAUUAAUAUCAAGUCUGUGUUCACUGGGUAGACAUUCAAAGAAAUAACGGGCCAUGGUGUGUUCUGUUGGCCUCCUAUGUACUCAUGAAGACUUAGGAUUUGAAAAUAUUUAUUAAUUAUCUACCUAACUUUAACACCAAAUCUUUAGGUUGACUAUUGGGUUCAUUAAUGCCUUUUCCAGUCAGAGGGAUGGAGGCGCCUCAGUUUCUCAUCCUGUGUAGAUGCUACCUUCCCAGUUACCCUCAAAAACAGCCCAUUUGGUGUGUAUUAACUCAAACAACUCUAUCUACACAUGUCCCAUGACAAUGGCUUGUUAUUUGGUAAAGCAAAGUGUCCCUCUGCUGGGCAUGUGUUUCUGUUAGAAUGUGCUUCCUUUGGUUGCUAAUGUCCACAGGGUGCCCCUCCCCCACUCUGGGUUUUGCUCAUUGGUCCUGUGUCUCCUGCAGAGCCAGCAGCCCAGAGGACCCCUUCUGUCCCAUGGUCACCCUGCAGGUAAUUGAGGACAGUUCCUCUCUCUCCUAAGCACUGUUCCUCCAACUGCCCUUAAUAUGUCCUGAUUUCAGAUCCAUUUCAACCCGACUGAAUGUUAACAGACGGAACCCUUGAAGUCAAGGGACUGUCUUCAUCAUACAUGUAGAGAAGCGUCUGGACAUUUAAGUGCUGAGUUUUCUCUAAAGUAUAUUCAAGAUAUAUGUUUAUUCUAUUAUUGUAAAUUUCAAUAAAUAAACAAAUAAACAAGUGAAUCAAAUAAGGA